Drosophila ficusphila is the source of this 761-nucleotide messenger RNA. RefSeq names its product 50S ribosomal protein L7/L12 (gene mRpL12). The transcript has 2 exons. Gene Ontology annotation, molecular function: structural constituent of ribosome. Gene Ontology annotation, biological process: translation; mitochondrial transcription. Gene Ontology annotation, cellular component: ribosome; mitochondrial large ribosomal subunit. The coding region runs from base 122 to 670 and encodes 182 amino acids. Lineage: Eukaryota; Metazoa; Arthropoda; Insecta; Diptera; Drosophilidae. The record is from RefSeq and is a predicted model, not a curated record.
CUCUCAACCAAAAUAGUGUUCGAUCUAGCCCUGGCUGGUUAUCGAUAACCAACUGCUCACAUAACCUGCUGCGGCCUCACGGAAUUUAUUUUGUCACCAGAAAACCGCAAACACCAAAAAGAUGCACAUCACACGCCUAGCCCUUCGCCAGAUUUCGCGGCAAGUGCAAUUGCAUCGCAUGUACAGUGCAGCGGCCCCGGCUGCCGCAGUUGGUGGAGCUGAAAAACUUGUGCCUCCAACGCCGGAAGGAGUGGCUAAGCCACCCAAUCCCAAAUUGGACUCCAUCGUCAACAACAUCGCCGCCCUCAAUCUGCUAGAGGUCGCCGAACUGAGCACGCUGCUCAAACAGAAACUGAACCUGCCCGAGACCGCAUUUGCUCCCCAGUUUGCUGCUGGACCGGCACGUGCUGCUCCCGCCGAGGAUGAGGAGGAAGCGGCGCCCAAGAAGGUUCAGACCUCCUUCAAAGUAAAGCUGGUGAAGUUCGACGAGAAGCAGAAGGUGGCGCUGAUUAAGGAGGUGAAGAACCUGCUUGAGGGCAUGAACCUCGUCCAAGCCAAGAAAUUCGUGGAGAGCGCGCCGACUAUCGUCAAGGAGGACAUCCCCAAGGAGGAGGCCGAGAAGCUUAAGGAGGCGCUAGCAAAGGCGGGUGCCAUCAUCGAAAUCGAGUAGGAUCGCCGUCAGGACAGUUGUUUCCCUUUUGUGCGUUUAGCUGCUAGUUACUGUUUUAAUAAAAAGCCAGGCAACAUUUGCUGUUAACUUA